Molecule: messenger RNA, 1822 nt
Organism: Sesamum indicum (sesame)
Lineage: Eukaryota; Viridiplantae; Streptophyta; Magnoliopsida; Lamiales; Pedaliaceae
Product: protein PHYTOCHROME KINASE SUBSTRATE 1
Biological process (GO): phototropism
Source: RefSeq, a predicted model, not a curated record
UCAUUUGCACAGUUCUCUUACAGCUACUUAUAUAUGUAGAAGUGAAUGUAAAUUCUCACUAAGCCAAGUUGGCUUUCAGACCUCUCAUAAAUUCAGGCUAUUCUACUUCUAUACUUACUAUAUAUAUAGCUUCUCUUCUUACAGCUGAUUCAGAACUCUUCUAAUAUUUUUUGCUUUCUCUUCAGUUUCUUUGCUGAUUUUUGCUGAUUAGUUCAAUAUUAUUCUCAAUCAGCUGUUAUGGUCUUUUUCUGCUUCGCCUUCUCUUGUAUGAGCUAAGCUUGUCCCCAUUCAGACACAAAAAUGUCCAUUCCUGUAAUAACACUGACUUCAGCAUCCAAAACGAGUGUUUCCGGUCCUCCCGAAAUCAGCAAAAGAUUUCGGGAUGCUUCGUUUUCCUCGUUCUUGGAUGGAGCUGAAGAAACCUUUGUACUUAAAUUGGAAGGUGCAGGCACUCAGGGCCUCAGUGCCUCCAUCUCAACCCCGCAUGAUCACGCUUUCCUUGCAAAAACUAAAGCAGAAGAGACAGAAAUUGAUGUCUUCAACGCUGAGAAGUAUUUCAACGAGGGGUUAAGCCAAGUAAAUCAUAGUCCUAAAGUUAGUUCUAAGAGUUUAGUAAGUCACCACCAGCAGAAGAGACAUGAUCCCCUUGAAAUACUUGCAGUCAAAGAGCGGCCCUCGAAUGCAGCACAAAGUAUUCGUUCUGAAUCGAGCUGGAACAGCCGGAUUGCAUUAUUGCAUUCCGUUCCAAGAAACCAGCAGCCCAGAAAAGCAAACAAGAAGAGUUUGCUUGCCAGCAUUGGCUGCAACUGUUCUUGUGCUGACAAGAAUUCUGUUGACAUUGAUGAUUAUAAUGGUGAAAACAAGAGCAAAACCACCGGGCUGGUUAAUGGCAAAUCAAAGCAAGGAGAUCAAAGAAGUGACUAUUUUGUUAGGAAAUCACAGUCAGAUCACAGCUGUGUACGAUUUGAUGGAACGGAGCUGAGGUUAAACUCCGAGGAUCAUUUCAGCUUCCCAGUUUUCAAUUCUAAAACUGGAAAUCAAGCAGCAAAAAUGCAAGUACAAGAGAAAGAUGAUAGUACCGCGAAGAGGAAAUCGCUAGAAGUGUUUGGCUCCCCCAUCCUGGAAAGUAGUCAGACUAGCUUGAGCCUGGAGAAGAAAUUAACUGUGAUGGCUACUUGGGAUGCAAUUGCUGCACAAGAAAUCAAGAUUCCUUCAAUUUCCAGUGAAAUGCAUGACGACAGUGACAGUGAUGCAAGUUCAGACUUAUUUGAGAUCGAGAGCUUUUCAAAAGGCAACCCUUUUCUUUCCAGGCAGGAAUCAGAUGGCCUGUCAGGCUGCCUUACUCCCACAACCUGUUAUGCACCAAGUGAGGCAAGCAUAGAGUGGAGUGUUGUAACUGCCAGUGCUGCAGAUUUCUCUGUUCUGUCGGAUUCUGAAGAGUUAAGACUGUCCUCCACCAUCUCAACCCCACAUAAAGUGGGCCUCAAUUCUAAAAUCCCAAAACUGCGUUCGAGUAUUCUGUCAGGUUGUAAGAGUCACAAAGCAGUUAGAGUUGCUGGAGAUGCACAUAGAGCAAGUGAGCAAGGAUUUUCCAAUGCAAGGAGGAACCUCGAGCCGGUAUCCUUCACAACGACGACAAGAUUUCAUAAUGAGCAUAAGCUGGCUAGUUUUGAUGCACGAAGGAGGCAGCAAUCAUUUGAUGAACGCCUUCUCUCUCGAUCACGAUCUGGAAGUGCUACACAUCUGUUAUAUACUUAGUUAAUGUAUCAUGUUGUCAUCUUUUACCAAGUUAUUUGAGUGAGAAGAACUACUAAAUCCACUA